This is a messenger RNA of Quercus robur (English oak), 2012 nucleotides long. RefSeq names its product U-box domain-containing protein 4. Gene Ontology annotation, cellular component: cytoplasm; nucleus. Gene Ontology annotation, molecular function: protein binding. The transcript is spliced from 2 exons. Lineage: Eukaryota; Viridiplantae; Streptophyta; Magnoliopsida; Fagales; Fagaceae. The record is from RefSeq and is a predicted model, not a curated record. The coding region runs from base 202 to 1587 and encodes 461 amino acids.
AUUUUAGCUUUACCCCAGAUACCAAAUCCACUUUCCUCAGCAAAAGCCAGCCUUCAAAUCUCUUCCCUCAUCUUCCUUCUCUACUUCUCACUCUCUCUCUCUCUCACACUUCAUUCCACCAUGAAAUUUUCCUAAAAAAAAACAUUCUCAAAUUCAUCAAACAAAUAAAAAAAAGUUUCAAACUUUUGUUGUUUUCCAACAAUGGUUUCUCUAGAAGACUCUCACUCCAGCUCAAAUCGCUUCCCUUUACCACGAAACAUUUACACCACCUCCUCCACCAAGAUUUACCGACACGUCGGACGCUCGAUGCGCACGAUAAGGUCCAACAUGUUUCACAGCGACAACGGCGGCGACGACACCAACAGCUGCUCGUUUUCCGGCCCCGUCGCCGCCGUGAGAUCCGCUUUCGUGUCCGAAAACCUCACCGACUCUGUCGUCGACAUGCGUCUCGGCGAGCUGGCACUGCGGACCAACAAGUCGGUGAAGUCCAGUUCAUCGGAGGAGGAAUUUCUGGAUCUUUCUCAAGCUUUCAGUGACUUCUCAGCUUGCAGCAGCGACAUCUCCGGCGAGCUACAAAGGCUCGCGAGCUUGCCACCGCCGGCGUUGGAGGACAGCAACGGCCAGUCGAGCGAGGUUCACCCUGAGCCUUGCAUGGGGUUUUUGCAGAGAGAGAAUUUCUCUACCGAGAUAAUCGAGAGCAUUUCGCCUGAGGAUCUUCAGCCGACUGUGAAGAUCUGCAUAGACGGGCUGCAAUCGCCGUCGAUUGCUGUGAAGCGAUCUGCUGCGGCAAAGCUCAGGCUUUUGGCGAAGAACCGGGCCGAUAACCGAGCUCUAAUCGGCGAGUCCGGUGCCGUUCCGGCUCUGAUUCCGCUUCUCCGGUGUAGUGAUCCUUGGACUCAAGAGCACGCCGUCACGGCUUUGCUGAACCUCUCUCUCCACGAAGGGAACAAGAUGGUGAUUACUGAUGCUGGAGCUAUAAAGUCACUCGUUUAUGUGCUCAAGACUGGGACUGAGACUUCGAAGCAGAACGCUGCGUGUGCGUUGCUGAGCUUGGCUUUGGUGGAGGAGAACAAGAGCUCAAUUGGGGCUUGUGGGGCCAUCCCACCUUUGGUUUCGUUGCUGCUGAAUGGGUCCAAUAGAGGGAAGAAGGAUGCUUUGACGACGAUGUACAAGCUUUGUUCGAUAAAGCCGAAUAAGGAGAGGGCGGUGAGUGCCGGUGCGGUGAAGCCUCUGGUGGCUCUGGUGGCGGAGCAGGGGUCGGGGAUGGCGGAGAAGGCGAUGGUUGUGCUGAGUAGCUUGGCUGGGGUUGAGGAAGGGAAGGAGGCAAUUGUGGAGGAAGGCGGGAUUGCGGUGCUGGUGGAGGCUAUUGAGGAUGGGACUGUGAAGGGGAAGGAGUUUGCGGUGGUGACUUUGUUGCAGCUGUGUGCCGACAGUGUGAGGAAUAGAGGGCUGCUGGUGAGAGAAGGGGCUAUUCCUCCGCUGGUCGCGCUUUCGCAGACGGGGAGUGUUAGAGCUAAGCACAAGGCUGAAACUCUUCUUGGGUAUUUAAGAGAACCAAGACAAGAGGCAUCUGCUUCAAGUCCAUAGACAAGAAUGUAAGUUUACUCUUUGGCUACAGCAUGAAGUUGGCUGUUGAUGUAUAUAUAUGGAGUGCUUUUUGAUGGUUUGUACAGUGUGGUUGAGAAUUUUGGGAGAAAGUUUGUACAAGGAAGAAAGUUAGGGAAGCUAGUGAUCAAGCGACUGACUUUUAGAUAGAUGAUCAUAACUAGGUAUUGGGGUGUUUUUUUUUUUUUUUUUUUUUUUUUUUUUUUUUUCACUUUCAUUUACUAAUGUAUUCUAUUAUUAAAAAAUCUAAUGUAUUCUUGAGGUGGAAUACAUGAUUGCUUUUUAGGGUUUUUGGGUUGAUGAGAUUUGGGUUAUUGUCCUUAUAUUUUGUUUGGAUUACCCAAAAUUUGUGAAAAGGUUUACUGAUUGUCUGGUUUUAUUUAGUGAAGUUGAAGAGAGUUGUAGUA